GUUACCGGUACACUGGGAGGAGACGCGUGCACCUGUGAUUUCCGGUGGUGGACGCGAGACAGAUCCGGUCAGACGAGUUUUUCAGCCUGCAGUCCGCGAGGAGGAACCAGCGGUAGGCAGUCUACCGGGACGCUAGUCUACACACAGAUACUCAGACGACGCAGGCAGCGCCGGAUAGAGUGCUAACGUUAACGGCGGCGUGCGGUUAGCUCGUUCCAAGUUUUGUGUGGGCUGAAGGAUCCGUUGGACUUCGGACUCUGGGAAAUAACAGCUACGAUAUUUUUUUUAAAUCAGCCGCGUAUCGCUGGAUUACGGCAUUCGUUUUAAUUUUUUGGUGGAUUUAGUUUCUCGGUCUGACUGACUUUGGGGGCUUCAUCCGAAACUACCGCCGCUCUCCGGUGAAAAUGGACCUCAUCAUAAGUGUCGUCCUGCUGCUGUGUGUUCAAGGGGCACUGGGCCAGCUCGUCCAGGUGGAGCCAGAGGUGAUGUCAUAUCCUGGUCAGAAUGUGGAGCUGCCCUGCAAGUUCGUCAACCCAGGAAGCACACAAGUGUCCCAGGUGUCGUGGAUCCUUGAGCCGCCGGAAGGCGAGCGCAUCAACAUCGCCGUGUUCCAUCCCACGUUCGGCGCCAGCUACCCCGACUCGCCGGUCAAGGGCAGAGUGACCUUCACCGCCCCCACCCUGGACACGCCCUCCAUCCAGAUCUCCGACGUCAAGAUGACCGACGAGGGACGCUACAUCUGCGAAUACGCCACCUACCCCACCGGCAACGCCCAGGGCAUCACCAACCUCGUCAUGCUGGCCAAACCCAAGAACUCGGGGUCCCCGGUGACGGUAGUGGCGGGCGAUAAGUCGGUGGUGGUGGCGCGGUGUGAGUCGGCUAACGGGCGUCCGGCGCCGAAGAUCCGCUGGGUGACCUCGGUCAACGGCAACGCUACCAUGACGACCACGCAGGAGCCGGACAACACGGUGACCGUCCGCAGCGACUACAGACUGACCCCCACGCCCGCCGACAACGGGAAGGACAUCAGCUGCGUCGUGGAGCACCGCACACAGGCCAAACCCGAGAGCUUCCCCAUGAAGCUCGCCAUCGAGUAUGCCCCCUUGGUCUCCAUAGUGGGCUAUGAUAAUAACUGGUACAUGGGACGCACCAACGUGGAGCUCACCUGUCAAGCCAAAGGCAACCCCAUCCCCACCACCAUCACCUGGAGAACGCUGACGGGCCACAUGCCGGACACGGUGCAGGUGACGGAGAACAAGCUGAAGGUUCUAAAGGUGGACGAGACGGUCAACACCACCUUCAUCUGCGAGGUCCGCAACCGCCUCGGCAUCGGCAAGAACCAGGUCACCGUCAACGUCAGAGGACUGACUUUCACUCGCUGCUCUUCUUGUUAA
Molecule: messenger RNA, 1394 nt
Organism: Sardina pilchardus (European sardine)
Lineage: Eukaryota; Metazoa; Chordata; Actinopteri; Clupeiformes; Clupeidae
Product: nectin-2-like
Exons: 7
Coding region: 405-1394 (329 amino acids)
Source: RefSeq, a predicted model, not a curated record